This is a messenger RNA of Entrophospora candida, 1611 nucleotides long. The record is from the annotation of a GenBank genome assembly. Lineage: Eukaryota; Fungi; Glomeromycota; Glomeromycetes; Entrophosporales; Entrophosporaceae.
AUGGAACGUGUAAAUCUUAAAACAAUACCAACAAUUGUGCAAAAUAUGAAGGAAGAAGAUAUAGAUGAGGAUUAUUCAGAGUUUAUACCAUUGAAUAAACCUAAAAACUAUAAUGUUGAAAAAUUAAUAAAAAUGUCGGCAAUGGCUUGUGCAUGUACCUUCGGGGUUGGGAGUCAUUUUGCGAUACAUAUAAUAGGUCCCUUAAAAGGGAUAUUAAUGGAGCAACUUGAUUUAACAAAUACACAAUUUUCAUUAUUGAUUGCUUCACUUACCUUAUGUAAUACAAUAAUACCAAUAGUUUCUGGUUUACUUGUGGCAAGAUUUGGCACUACAAAAAGUUCCUUAGUAACGACAACUAUAAUUUUGAUAGGAAUGAUAAUUGUAACAGGAGCAAGUUGGACCGGUAAAGUUGGUUUGAUGAUCAUUGGAUUUAUGGUGUUUGGCACUGGAAUAGCUCCUUUAAUGAUUGUUCAAGAAACAAUAAUUGUACAAUUCUUUCAAGGGAAUGGACUAGGAUUUGCCUUGGCUCUUGGAUUGACAUUUGGAAGAUUAGCAUCAUUUUUUGCAACAAUUUUAGCUGUACCAUUAUCUUUGAUGCCACAAUUAGGAUAUCGUACACCAUUUUUUGUGGCAACAUUUACAUGUUUUAUUUCUUGGGUAAUGAGCAUAAUAUAUGUAUUUCUUUUGAGUUAUGCGGAUAAUAGAAAAAAUCGUAGUAAAGAGGGUGAAGCUGUCAAUAAAUUGAUAAAAAAUAAAAAAGUACAUUGGGAUGAUAUAUUUCAACUUUCUGAUCUUUUUUGGUGGUUUCUUGUAGUAGGUUUAUUGUUUGGAACAUCAAUGCCUCCAUUUCUUCAUUUAUCAAGCAAUAUAAUAAAACAUCGAUUUGAUACAACAGAUAUGUUGGCAGCAUGGGAUGCAUCUAUAAUAUUAUUAAUACCUGUAAUAUUAUACCCAUUUUUGGGAUUAUUUAUGGAUAAAUAUGGGAUGAGAUUGUAUAUACUAAUUUCCGGAUCUGCAGCAAUUUUAAUGACAUUUUUGUUAUUUUUACUACCACCAAAAUUGGUUCAUUCAUAUCCACCAAUUCUACUUUUUGCAUUUGCCUAUGCCUCAGUUCCAUUAACACUUGUCACCUUAGUACCAUUAUUGACAAAACAUGUAUCAACUGGGCUUGGAUUAUUAAAAAGUGUUGAUAAUAUUGGGGCAACAUUAACUCAGACAUUUGCAGGACUUUUAUUAGAUGAACAUGUUAAAAGGAAAAAAUACGAAAUUAGUAAUGGAAUUGAAUAUGGACAUGAGGAUGAUGAUUUAGUGGCUUUAAGAAUGUUUGCCAUCCUAAGUUUUCUUUUACUUUUAAGUAGUUUGGUAUUUUGGUGGGCAGAUAAGAAAUAUAGAGAUGAAAUGGAAGAAAUGCAAAGCAGUGAAAGUAUGCGAAUGGUGGUCAUAGAAGAUGAAAUAACAUUCGUUAAAACAGCAUUGUCAAAAAAGAAAAAGAGAACAAUAGUUUAUAUUGGAAUAAUUGCCUUAUUGUUAUUAAUUUGUUGGUUAACCUUUGCGAUUGUUGCUUUUGAAAAGGCUGGAGUACAUGCUAGUGGUGAUAACAACUCUGAAUGA